Molecule: messenger RNA, 3608 nt
Organism: Candoia aspera
Lineage: Eukaryota; Metazoa; Chordata; Lepidosauria; Squamata; Candoiidae
Gene: MANBA
Product: mannosidase beta
Exons: 18
Coding region: 1-2682 (893 amino acids)
Biological process (GO): glycoprotein catabolic process
Molecular function (GO): beta-mannosidase activity
Source: RefSeq, a predicted model, not a curated record
AUGCCGAGCAGGGAUCCAGGGAUGCUUGUGCUGGCGGUUCUGUUCGCCGUGUGUAGGAGCGGCUUCCCGCUCCGCUCCAGCUCGCCGAGCCCCGCCGGAGCAGCCGCGCACAGCCUGCGGGGGACCUGGCUGGUGAACAACGCGAACGGCUCGCUGGCUCUGGAAGCCGAGGUCCCGGGCUGUGUGCACACCGCCUUGUUCCGAGAGGGUCUCAUCCAGGAUCCUUACUAUAGAUUUAAUGAUCUGGCCUACAGAUGGAUCUCCUUGGAUAACUGGACAUAUAGCAGAACAUUCGAAGUUCCUUUUGAUAUCAGUAUGUGGCAAAAACUGAGUUUGAUUUUUGAGGGAGUAGAUACGGUAGCACAGAUAGUGGUCAAUAACAUAACUGUUGGAAAGACGGAUAAUAUGUUCCAGAGAUAUAACUUCGAUAUUACUGAUGUGAUCAAGGAGAUCAACACAAUCCAAGUUCAUUUUUUAUCUGCUAUUUGGUAUGCUGCACAACAAAGUAAAAUUCACCAAGCGUACAAGGUGCCUCCAGAAUGUCCCCCACCUGUGCAGAAAGGAGAAUGUCAUGUGAAUUUCAUCAGAAAGGAACAGUGUUCAUUUAGCUGGGACUGGGGCCCCUCUUUCCCCACUCAGGGAAUUUGGAAGGAUGUUAGAAUUGAAGCAUAUAAUCUUUAUCACCUUAUCUACUUCUCUGUGAUUCCUCUCUAUGAGCGAAACACUCAUCAAUGGCGUCUUCGGAUAGAGUCAGGGUUUGAUGUUGUCAGCAAAAAGCCAAUUGCCGGUUUUGUGGCUGUGAAUAUUCCUGAGCUGAGGACCCAGCAAGUGUUCACUGUGCAACUUCUUCCUGGAGAAAGCAACAUUGCACUGCUUGUAAAUAUCAGUAAGAAUGUGCCAGUGGAACUUUGGUGGCCAUUUGGCCAUGGAAACCAGACUGGAUACAGCAUGAAAGCAAUGUUCAUUAUGCAGGGAGAAUAUAAGAUCACAAAACUUUGGAAGGUUUAUUUUCGGACAGUAGAACUGGUAGAGGAACCCAUUCCUGGCUCGCCUGGUUUGAGUUUUUAUUUCAGAAUAAAUGGACUGCCCAUUUUUAUGAAAGGUUCCAACUGGAUUCCAGCUGAUUCAUUUCCUGACAACGUGAACCCUAAAAUGUUACGGCUCUUACUGCAGUCAGCGGUUGAUGCCAAUAUGAACACACUUCGAGUUUGGGGAGGAGGCAUAUAUGAGCAAGAUGAGUUCUAUAAGAUCUGUGAUGAACUAGGAAUCAUGAUUUGGCAAGACUUUAUGUUUGCGUGUGCCCUUUAUCCAUCCAACCAGUGCUUCUUAGACUCAGUAAGAGCAGAAAUUACUCAUCAGGUAAAGCGACUGAAAUAUUACCCAUCCAUUGUUUUAUGGAGUGGGAACAAUGAAAAUGAAGCUGCACUUUCCACCAACUGGUUCUCCAUUCCAAGUGCACAGUUGAAUAUUUAUUUCAAAGAUUAUGUGACGCUUUAUGUUGAUAAUAUCAGAGAAAUUGUUGUUGCUGAAGAUCCGAGCCGUCCUUUCAUUGCCUCAAGCCCUACUAACGGAUUGGAGUCAGUCAAGGAAGGUUGGCUGGCUCACAACCCUUCUGAUACCCAUUACGGAGAUAUCCAUUACUACAAUUACCAGAAAGACUGCUGGAACUGGUCCAUGUAUCCCAGGGCCCGGUUUGCCUCUGAAUAUGGCUUUCAGUCAUGGCCUUCCUUCAGCACCUUGGCACAGGUGUCUGUUGAGGAAGAUUGGUCUUAUAAAAGUAAUUUCUCCCUGCACCGACAGCAUCGUGCUGGAGGUAAUGACGAAAUGCUUCAUCAGGCAGGGCUUCACUUUAAAUUGCCUCAGGUAGUAAAUCCAGUUGAGAACUUCAAACAGACAAUCUAUCUCACUCAGAUCAUGCAGGCUCAAUGUGUAAAAACUGAAACCGAAUUCUAUCGUCGCAGCCAAAGUGAGAUUGUCAAUGGGGAGGGGCGAACCAUGGGUGCACUUUUUUGGCAACUCAAUGAUAUCUGGCAAGCCCCUUCCUGGGCUUCUCUAGAAUACGGUGGCAAAUGGAAGAUGCUUCAUUACUUUGCCAAGCAUUUCUUUGCUUCUUUGCUGCCUGUGGGACAUGAGAAGGAAGAUGUUUUCUACAUAUAUGGAGUUUCUGAUUUUCAUUCUGACUACAGCCUGGCCCUCAAAAUAAUUUUGUUUGAUUGGAGCAGGAUGGAGCCAGUGUGUACUUUGGCAAAAGAUGAUGUGAUUGUUAAGGCAGGAAGUGCAGUUCCCAUUUAUAAGGAGCCCAUAAAUGAUCUUUUGAAAAGAUGUGGAAAUUGUACCAGGCAAAGCUGCAUCAUCACCUUUUACCUUGAGACUGAAGGUAAACUCUCCAGUCCAAUUAAUUACCACUUCCUGUCCUCCCUGAAGAAUGCAAAAGGAUUAAAGAAUCCACACAUUCAUGCUUCUAUUUCUCAAGAAGGAGAUGAUUUUCAACUUGUCCUGGAAGCCACAGCCAUUGCUCCUUUUGUUUGGUUGGAUGUUGGGAACAUCCCAGGAAGGUUCAGUGACAAUGGUUUUCUUCUCACAGAGAAGCAAAAACUCAUAUUCUUUUACCCUUGGGAGACAACUAGCAUCAAGGAGCUGGAGAAGUCACUCAGCAUAACAUCGCUGACAGACAUUUCCUGAGGAAAACUCUGCAAGAAUGGAAAGGAAGGCUAUUGGAAACAGGAAACGUAACUCUGGAGAUGCAUAAAAUGGAACUAUUGGACAUUAUUCUCAUGCCAGCUUUGGCAUUGCCUAGUGAAGUGGAGUGAUGCCAAGUGAGAUGGCUUAUAUAGUGAGAUCGGUGUAUAAAUUUAAUAAAGUAAACAAAUAAAUAAAUGCAAUUCUGACUCUUAGAUUGAGACUAUUUGAAGUAAGUCAGACAAGCAUACAUCCUGAGGGGGGCAAGGGCCAGUAAAAUAUGUAAUGCUCUGAAUCCUUCUGGUGCCAUUUUUCUGUAUUCCAGAACCAGAGUUUGCAUGCCCAAUGGAAGGAUAUAUUGCAAAAGACUGGAGAUCUUUAUGGACAUCUAGACAUUGCUCCCAUUACAGGAGUUACCAGACAGAGCUUCCUUCCUGCUUCUUGUGUUGGGGCAUCAUAGCUACUAUUUUUAAAGUGCUGCAUGGGCAUCCUUCACAUGUAAUUAGAACACUGCUCUGUGUCACAGGUAAAAUUUACAGUGUAGAAGGAUAAUACUGCUGGUGAACACACGGGAAGUUUGACCAGACUGGUGGCUUAUAGAUUGGACCUUCUGUGUCCACUGUUAAAGAGGGCAUGUAAAAGAUAACAGUAUGAACACCUCUGGCAUAGUGUUUUCCUUUUUCAUUAGGAGCAGCAACCAGAAACUAUUAUUUGUAAGGAAGGCUUUUAAGCCAAGGGCUGUGGCCUUCAGCUGAACUUAAAUUCUGGCACUUGAAGUAAUCAGUAACUGAAUAAAAAAUGGAGGGUUCAGCAUCUUGUUGACCCAUUUAAAUCUAGUUUUUCCACCCUCCAAGAUGUCUGAGUUUGUGAAAAUGUUUGAAUUUCUUUCCCUGGUUUUUUUGUCACUCAAAAACAAUGUUUCUCAACCU